Haemonchus placei is the source of this 846-nucleotide messenger RNA. The record is from the annotation of a GenBank genome assembly. NCBI's taxonomy places the organism in Eukaryota, Metazoa, Nematoda, Chromadorea, Rhabditida, Trichostrongylidae.
AUGGCUAUGGACAUUCGGCAAGAACGAAGUCCUACGGCUGAUGUUGUAGUCGAACGAGAAAAGAAAGCCGCCAUGCCGCUGCCACAAUGCAAGUGCUCAGUCCAACCCAGCGAACAGUGCCCGCCUGGCCCUCCUGGGCAACCUGGAUUCAAGGGAGAAGACGGAAUACCAGGAGUGCCCGGAGCCCCAGGUCCCGAUGGUGUUGGUGCUGAAUCAUAUGCGAUAUACUUUCAGAAGGAUUGCGUGAAGUGUCCUGCAGGAAAACCUGGCCGCCGAGGACCACCUGGAAGACCCGGACGCCGCGGCAGGGAUGGAUUUCCCGGUGUACCUGGUGUGAGCAAGACUGCACGAGGAAAACCGGGGCCACCAGGCCCUCGUGGAGAUCGUGGAGCACCGGGAGCGAAUGGCCCAAUCGGACCUCCAGGGAAGCCUGGACGUGAAGGAACACGUUGGCUGCCUGGAAUGCCGGGUCCACGUGGUCCUCCCGGGAAAGCAGGUCCAGCUGGGGCUACUGGUAAGCCUGGUGUUGCUGAAGAAGGACCAGAUGGUCUACCUGGUCCACCAGGCAAACAAGGCAGGCCUGGCAUGCCAGGUCCAAUGGGCAAGCCAGGGAAGCCUGGUAAACCUGGAAUACCUGGACUUGAUGCCGAAUAUUGUUCUUGCCCUGCACGUGGGAUUUACCGAGUUGCAGAAGUGGAUGGAUUCAAAGAAGACGAGAUAUCAAGCCAGGAACCAAUCGUUCAUCCAUCGUCGACUCAACAAUUUGAACCUCAAGAACGGGUCGGAUAUCCAGAAACAUAUGAAGUACCACCAGGAGUUGCAAGACGGCGUCUGAGACAUUUAUAG